AUGUGUCUAAAAGCCCUCUUCUUAUUCGCUCUAGCUCUGGCAGCAACAAGCCUCGCCGCAUCCCCACCGCCGCACAAGCUAGCCAGCAUAACCAUCCCGCACGAUGCCCACUCUACCACGGCUCCGGACGCAGCGCAGGUCGCUGCGAUGCUCAACCGCCGCGCCACGGCCGACGUGCGCGAGUGCAGAUCCUCGGUCGACGCGCUCCGCAUGGCGCUCCCAAUUCCGCCUCCGGAGCUGGCGCGCCUAAUACUGGACCAGGCAGACAGCAGCAGCAGCGGCGACGGCGGUGGAGGCAACACAGCGAUCUGCACCUUGACGUCCAUGUCGUUGACGCGGCUGGCCGAGAUUGCAGAAAAGUGCAACGGCGGCGGUGUGGUCAGCAACAGGACCGUAACGGAUACGAUGAAGAACACCACCACUACCACGACUACCGAGGAGCCGUGCGCAGCCAGUCAGAAGACGGGGCAGGAGAAUGCGGCACCUGGGAGAGUGCAGGGGCCGACGGCAGAUGGUGUUGUCGUCUCCGGGUUGGUGUUGGUUGUUGCAUUCUGGUUGUGCAUGUAA
Pyricularia pennisetigena is the source of this 567-nucleotide messenger RNA. RefSeq lists its product as uncharacterized. Bases 1 to 567 code for a protein of 188 amino acids. The record is from RefSeq and is a predicted model, not a curated record. NCBI's taxonomy places the organism in Eukaryota, Fungi, Ascomycota, Sordariomycetes, Magnaporthales, Pyriculariaceae. The transcript has 3 exons.